Molecule: messenger RNA, 926 nt
Organism: Ipomoea nil (Japanese morning glory)
Lineage: Eukaryota; Viridiplantae; Streptophyta; Magnoliopsida; Solanales; Convolvulaceae
Product: PLAT domain-containing protein 3-like
Exons: 2
Coding region: 113-667 (184 amino acids)
Molecular function (GO): protein binding
Source: RefSeq, a predicted model, not a curated record
AUAACACUAUCUCCAAUCAUUCAUUCAACUAAAAAUAUUGAAUACAUCUCAUUUCUCAGUUAUUAUCAUACCUACCACUCUACCACGCUACACAGAGCAGAGGAAAUCCGCCAUGGAAAUACGCAAGGUCAACCCGCUUUGCUUCGGCCUCGUCUUCUUAUUCUGCUUCGCCGUCUCUUCCAUCUCCGGAUCGGAUCCAGAUUGCGUUUACACGGCGUACGUCCGAACCGGAUCGGUUUUGAAGGCCGGAACGGACUCGAUCAUCACCUUGACUCUCUACGACGCCGACGGUUACGGUGUACGGAUCAACGACCUGGAGGCGUGGGGCGGGCUUAUGGGCGAGGGCUACGAUUACUUCGAGCGGGGUAAUCUCGACAUUUUCAGCGGCCGCGGCCCCUGCUUGACCGGUCCGAUCUGCGCCAUGAACCUCACCUCCGACGGCUCCGGCCCGCACCACGGCUGGUACUGUAACUACGUCGAGGUCACCGUCACCGGCGUCCAUCAGGCCUGCAACCAGCAGCUCUUCACCGUCGAGCGGUGGCUCGCCACCGACACGUCUCCGUACACGCUCACUGCUAUCGUGGAUACCUGCUACCCCGAUCGCUCCCAGCUCGCCGCCGUCGACGGUGAGAAGACGAUUUAUUCCCAAAUAAUCGCUGAGAUUUGACUUUUGAGCGUUGUUGGGCUGUAGAGUGGCCCAUUUUUUUAUUAUUAUAUGAGUGUAUCAAUGUGUUCUAAUGGGCUAAUGCCUACUGGGCUUAUAGAUAUGGCUUGAUAUGGGCCUAGGAGCAUACAAGGCCCAAUGUCGUUCCAUAUCUAUAGGUGUUUUUUUUUUUUUUGUUUUUUUUUUUAAUGGUAAAAUAACGAAUGUCUCCCUGAAUAAGUAUGAGAUUUAUCUUUCACAAAUUGGAGUUUUUUUUUUUUUU